AUGCCGGGCCGGGCGGAGCCGUCGGGGGGACGCGCGGCGGCGGGGCCGGUGGCGGUGCCCGUGCCGGUGACAGCGCCGGUGACACCGCCGGUGACACCCGGGGCGGCGGCGCGGCCGGGAGGCGCGGGGCUGCGGGCCAAGGGCUUCGCCAUCACCGACCUGCUGGGGCUGGAAGCCGAGCUGCAGCCGCCCCCCGGGCCCCCCCCGGCCGCCACCGCCGGUGGCUACGAGGGCGGCGGGGCGCUGGGGCUGGGGCUGGGGCUGCUGUGCAGCCUGGGGGGACCGGGCGCCCCGUGCCUGCUGCCCGCCCCGCUGCCGCUCCUGCCCGCCCGCGGCCCCCGCCCGCCUCCCGGGCCGCCGCCCGCCGCCCGCCGCCACAAGGAGAACAUCUCCGAUGAGGACAGCCUGUCUGGGGACGCCAGCGACCUGAAGAUGUCCACCUCCCAGAUCAAGAGGAAGAAACGCCGGCACAGGACUGUGUUCACAGCUCACCAGCUGGAGGAGCUGGAGAAAGCUUUCAAUGAAGCGCACUAUCCCGACGUCUAUGCCCGGGAGAUGCUGGCUGUGAAGACGGAGCUGCCGGAGGACAGGAUACAGGUUUGGUUUCAGAACCGAAGAGCCAAGUGGCGGAAGCGGGAGAAGUGCUGGGGCCGGAGCAGCGUGAUGGCCGAGUACGGCCUCUACGGGGCCAUGGUGAGGCAUUCCAUCCCUCUGCCCGAGUCCAUCAUCAACUCCGCCAAGAGUGGCCUGGUGGGAUCCUGCGCCCCGUGGCUGCUGGGUAUGCACAAAAAGUCCAUGGAGGUAAGCAGGAAGGCAGAGAGCCAAGAGAAGCUGGCAGAUGGCUGGCGAGUGGAGCAGGAGGAGGAGGAACUCAAAGGGACGCAGGCCAGUUCCCAGAGGGGCUCCGACAAGCUUGGGCCUGCAAAAGACUCAGAGGACAAAGCCAUCGACCUGUCCAGGACAGCCAAGCACGAGAAGAGGGGUGUGCUGAGGCAGUACAUCAACGGGGACCCCCCCACAGAGCAGAACGACAGGGACCACUGA
Cinclus cinclus is the source of this 1044-nucleotide messenger RNA. RefSeq names its product visual system homeobox 1-like. The record is from RefSeq and is a predicted model, not a curated record. Bases 1 to 1044 code for a protein of 347 amino acids. NCBI's taxonomy places the organism in Eukaryota, Metazoa, Chordata, Aves, Passeriformes, Cinclidae. The transcript has 5 exons. Gene Ontology annotation, molecular function: DNA-binding transcription factor activity, RNA polymerase II-specific; transcription cis-regulatory region binding. Gene Ontology annotation, biological process: regulation of DNA-templated transcription. Gene Ontology annotation, cellular component: nucleus.